Molecule: messenger RNA, 2237 nt
Organism: Acaulospora morrowiae
Lineage: Eukaryota; Fungi; Glomeromycota; Glomeromycetes; Diversisporales; Acaulosporaceae
Source: the annotation of a GenBank genome assembly
CUGAAAACAUAACAAACAUAAGCAGUUUUCGGAAAUUACGAAAAAAUUGUAUUAAAUGGUUUGCCAGCGCGACAGACGUACCUUCCAAAACUAUUACAAAUGUAGAACCAGCCGACUUGCUUCGUCUUCAACGGCUUCGUAACAUUGGGAUCAGCGCUCACAUUGAUUCAGGAAAAACUACACUCACUGAAAGAAUUCUCUAUUAUACCGGAAGAAUAAAAUCAAUUCACGAAGUUCGAGGUAAAGAUGGAGAAGGGGCCAAAAUGGAUAGUAUGGAACUAGAACGCGAGCGCGGGAUUACCAUUCAGUCCGCAGCUACGUAUUGCAAUUGGAAUUGGGAAGGUCAUGGUGAUUACAACAUCAAUAUUAUUGAUACGCCGGGUCACGUGGAUUUCACCAUAGAAGUGGAACGCGCUCUUAGGGUUCUUGACGGUGCUGUUCUAGUACUUUGUGGUGUUUCAGGUGUUCAGAGUCAAACUAUUACCGUGGAUCGUCAAAUGCGUCGUUACAACGUUCCUCGUAUAUCGUUCAUAAACAAGUUAGAUCGUGUGGGCGCGAACCCUUUCACAAUCGUUGAGCAGAUCAGACAAAAAUUAAGAAUCACGGCAGCGGCCAUACAAAUUCCUAUUGGCCUCGAAGAUAAUCUUAAGGGCAUUGUUGAUCUGAUCAAAUGGAAGGCCGUAUAUAAUGAAGGCGGUAGAGGUGAAAAAGUGAUCGAAAAAGAAAUUCCUGAGGAUCUUAUUGAGUUGGCUUUGGAAAAAAGACAAGAAUUAGUUGAAAAUUUGGCUGAUGUGGAUGAUCAGAUAGCGGAAAUAUUUUUGAUGGAAGAGAAGCCCACUUCCGAACAAUUGAUGGAUGCUGUUCGACGUGCAACCAUCGCGAACAAGUUCACACCAGUCCUCAUGGGUUCUGCUUUUAAAAAUACAGGAGUCCAGAGAGUUCUUGACGCAGUUUGCGCGUUUUUACCCAAUCCUGCAGAAGUACAUAAUACAGCGCUCGAUAUAAGUCGUAAAGAGGCCAAAGUCGACCUUAUUCCCUAUUCGAAAAACCCCUUCGUCGGUUUAGCGUUCAAAUUGGAAGACGGAAAAUAUGGACAGUUAACAUACGUCAGAGUUUAUCAGGGUUUACUUAAAAAAGGUUCUUUUAUAACUAACUCAAAGACCUCGAAGAAAGUUAAAGUUCCGAGACUCGUUAGAAUGCAUUCCAAUGAAAUGGAGGAUGUCGAAGAAGUUGGUGCAGGAGAAAUUUGUGCCAUGUUUGGUGUCGAUUGUUCAUCCGGAGACACGUUCACCGAUGGGACUUUGCAUUACACAUUGACUUCUAUGUUUAUCCCUGAUCCCGUGAUAUCUUUAUCCAUCACUCCGAAAGUGAAAGAUUCUGCGAAUUUUUCAAAGGCCCUAAACCGUUUUCAAAGAGAAGAUCCCACGUUCCGAGCUUCAUAUGACACGGAAAGUAAAGAAACAAUUAUAUCCGGAAUGGGAGAAUUGCAUUUGGACAUUUAUGUUGAACGUAUGAGAAGAGAGUACAACGUUGAUUGUGUUACUGGGAAGCCACAAGUUGCUUUCCGAGAAACAGUAACGUCAAUGGCAAAAUUUGAUUAUACGCAUAAGAAGCAAACAGGUGGUGCAGGACAAUAUGGUAAAGUUAUCGGAUAUAUUGAACCAUUACAAGAGCUAAAUGACGAAGACGAAGAACAACUACCAGCUUUUGAGAGUCGAGUUGUGGGAGGGCAUAUUCCAUCCAACUUCAUUCCAGCUGUCGAAAAGGGGUUUCUGGAUGGAUUGGAAAAGGGUUCAUUAAUCGGUCACCCGGUGAAGAAUGUUAGAUUUGUUCUGGAGGAUGGUGCACACCAUGCAGUGGAUUCCUCUGAACUCGCAUUUCGUCUGGCUGCGUUAUAUGCAUUUAGGGAAGCAUUUCUGAAGGCGAAACCUGUGAUAUUAGAACCCAUAAUGGAUGUAUCCAUCACUGCGCCACUUGAAUUCCAGGGCACGGUAAUAGGUAAUUUGAAUAAACGAAAAGGUACCAUUAUUGAUACCGAAGUUCAGGAGGAUUACUUUGUUGUGAACGCUGAAGUUUCCUUGAAUAGCAUGUUUGGUUAUUCAUCAGACUUAAGAAGUGCCACACAGGGUAAAGGGGAGUUCUCUAUGGAGUACAAGGACCACCGACCGGUAUCGCCAAAUGUUCAAGAAGAAUUAAUCAAUGAAUACAAGAAGAGAAAGGCAGCAGAGAAAAAAUGA